Messenger RNA from Suillus fuscotomentosus, 498 nucleotides. RefSeq lists its product as uncharacterized. The transcript has 2 exons. Lineage: Eukaryota; Fungi; Basidiomycota; Agaricomycetes; Boletales; Suillaceae. The record is from RefSeq and is a predicted model, not a curated record. Bases 1 to 498 code for a protein of 165 amino acids.
AUGGAAGGCAACACAGCAGGAAGUGAUACCAUAGUGGGUAGCACAGGGGAGAGUACCACAGAACCUGACAUCUCAGAGAGUAGCAUUAUGGGGGGCGACACAAUGGGGGACGACAUGAUGGGAGGCGAUACAAUGGGGGAUGACACAAUGGGGGGCAACACAAUGGGGGGCAACACAAUGGGGGACAACAUGAUGGGGGGCAACAUGAUGGGGGGCAACAUGAUGGGGGGCAACACAAUGGGGGGUGACACAAUGGGGGACAACAUGAUGGGGGGCAACAUGAUGGGAGACAAUAUGAUGGGGGGCAACACAAUGGAGGGCAACAUGGCGGGUAGCGACACCAUGGGAAAUGAAAAACCGGGAGAGCUGGGAGCUGGUGUUGGAGGGGUGGGCGGCACAAUGGGUGCAUGUAUGAGAGGACAUCCAAUCCAGCUCCGCAUGCUCAGUGACAUCAAAGUGAAACUGAGUAUCAUUGAGAGACGAAGAAAAUUCGGCUAA